Messenger RNA from Exophiala aquamarina CBS 119918, 762 nucleotides. RefSeq names its product H/ACA ribonucleoprotein complex subunit 2. Gene Ontology annotation, molecular function: RNA binding. Gene Ontology annotation, biological process: ribosome biogenesis. The transcript has 2 exons. Lineage: Eukaryota; Fungi; Ascomycota; Eurotiomycetes; Chaetothyriales; Herpotrichiellaceae. The record is from RefSeq and is a predicted model, not a curated record. Bases 1 to 762 code for a protein of 253 amino acids. Gene Ontology annotation, cellular component: ribonucleoprotein complex; nucleolus.
AUGGCAAAAGAUAAAGACACACCUCUCUCGAAAGAAGAGCGCAAGGCGGCACGCAAAGCCGAGAAGAAGAGCACUAAGGAAAAGCUGGUCGAAGAUGCCGGUGUGAAGAAGGUCAAAUCUGAUAAAAAGGAAAAGAAAGAGAAGCGGAAGGCCCUUACCGAGAAGGUGGUUAAUGAGGUCGAGGGAAAGAAGGACAAGAAGCAGAAAAAGGAAGAGAGUGAAGACGAGGACGAUGAGGCGGCGUCGGAUGUUGAUGUCAAGGAUAUAGACUCAAAAGAGGCAGAGACGGCGACCCUGAGCAGACCUAUCGGCGCGUUGGUUCCUUUUGCCAACCCGCUUGCUGACGAGAAGGUCUCAAAGAAGGUGUUCAAGAGCGUCAAGAAAGCCGCUGCUAAACGAACGCUCAAACGCGGCGUGAAAGAAGUGGUCAAAGCCCUUCGCAAGUCUCCCACCGGCAGCUCGUCGGACCCUUCACCCAUUGGCGUGGUCAUUCUCGCAGCCGACAUCUCGCCCAUGGACGUGAUCAGCCACAUUCCUGUCCUGGCUGAAGAUCAUUCAAUCCCUUACAUCUACGUGACCUCACGGGCCGAGCUUGGCAUGGCCGGCCAAACGAAGCGGCCCACUUCCGUGGUCAUGGUGAGUCGGGACCUGGGAAAGAAGAAGGGCGACGCUACAGAGAAAGACGAUGGAGAGAGUUGGGACGAGACCUAUAAGAGUCUUGUCAAGGUCAUCCAGAGGGAAGGCAGCCGUGUGAAGAUCUAG